UUCUUGCGGAUUGGUUUCCCGUUCUUGGGGUAAUCUGCGCGCAAUGCGGGACGGGCGGGCGGCAUCGACCCGCAUACUCCUUUCGGACAACACGUGCGACAAGCCAUAGAACCAACCAGAGCGACGAUUUCGCAUCUGCCGUACUGCCGCGUACACCACGUCACAACUGGCACCCCGGCACUGCGGCACAUGGAAAACUCUGCCGGUCGUACGAUCAACUCAUCUCGCCUGACCCAUCCUCUUCCUGAAAGCGCACAGUCCAGCGACCCUGCGGAGAACGGUGGUCGUUCUUUUAGCCGCAACCAGCAUCUGGUAUCUCAGCAGUAUAUACCCCCAUGCACCACCAUUUUCUUUCGCCACAGCGGCAUCCUGGGAUCUUUUCGGCGUAACUUAUCGGGAUACAAACAUCACAUUGGGGAAUCAUGCAUAGACUUGGGCACAUUUGCUAUUCAGAGCUUCGUUGCUCGCUCGCUUGAUACCAACCGCGCCGGAGCAGCAUGCUGCUCUACGGACCGUUUUCUUCUGUAUCUUCGGAGCAAUUUUCAUUUGUUGUUUAUUCAGAGACAUAGCGCAGCGCAAGGAACGCAAAAGUCGCUGUCACGAAGCCAUGACUCGCAGGGGAGGCACGAGUCUGGAAUUCGGACUCUGUUCUGCUUUGGGUGGCUAUCUAUUGAUUUUAUCUGGUCGUUUUCAUUUGCUUUGAUGUAGCGUGCGGGCAUCCUUUGAGCGGCAUUUGUCUUUUUUUUUUCUUUUUCUUUAGCCUGAUUCACUUCUUCUGGACGAGGUUCCAGCGAUCGACUGCCUUGACGCGGUCGGUCUUUUAUACUUUGGGUUUUAUGGCGGGCGAACGACAUGGAUAUGUCGGGCCUGGGGCAUGGAGAAAAGUUUUAAGAGGGAG
Molecule: messenger RNA, 898 nt
Organism: Paraphaeosphaeria sporulosa
Lineage: Eukaryota; Fungi; Ascomycota; Dothideomycetes; Pleosporales; Didymosphaeriaceae
Exons: 1
Coding region: 190-708 (172 amino acids)
Source: RefSeq, a predicted model, not a curated record